Molecule: messenger RNA, 570 nt
Organism: Polychytrium aggregatum
Lineage: Eukaryota; Fungi; Chytridiomycota; Chytridiomycetes; Polychytriales
Exons: 4
Coding region: 1-570 (189 amino acids)
Biological process (GO): lysosome localization
Cellular component (GO): BORC complex
Source: RefSeq, a predicted model, not a curated record
AUGAGCUUCCCGAUGCAAUGCGCCGAUACGGCGAUGCCCAGACCCAGAUCUUGGCUGCAACACCGGCUGAGCCCCGCGGCCCCGACCCUUGCCUCCACCCCGAUCAUCUCCAUCAACUCCAUCAGCACCAUCAUCUCCAUCCUCUCCAUCAUCUCCAUCCUCUCGAUCGCCACGAGCCUGCCCCCACCGCAAGACCUGCGCUGCCCGAUUAUGUCCCUGGAAGAGCAAAGCCCCGAUACCCUCAAGCUCCUAAGCGACCAUCUCAUAUCCUCUGUGGAAGGGGACGAGAUGACGGCAAUCCUCAAGACUCAGGAACGGAUGAAGACCCAGCUUGCUCAAACCAACCAUCACAUGGAGUCGUUCAACAACUUCUCAGCCGCACGCUACGGCGACAACCUCAAGAGCCUCGAACAGUAUGCCAAGCUUCUGAAGGAUAUGAAGGGAGACCUCGAAACGAUCUUCCGGAGGAUCCGGAAAAUCAAGGACAAGAUGCAAGCCGAAUAUCCGACCGAAUGGAGCACUGCAGCUUCGGCAAUCAGCGAGACACAGCCUGCUCACGAGGAUGCAUGA